AUGAUUGGUACAAGAAUCGGGGAAGAUCACGUUAACUAUGUUCUUAUGUACAAUAUGUUGACGGGUAUUCGAGUGGGCGUAUCCCGAUGUAAUGCAAAAAUGCAUAGAGAACUAGUUGAUUCUGAUUUCAAGGCUGCACAUAAAUUUUCAUUUGAUAUAACGGGAAAUGAACUUACACCUUCAGCUAAAUAUGACUUUAAAUUCAAAGAUUAUGCUCCAUGGGUUUUCCGUCGUCUUCGUGAAUUUUUUCACAUUGAUGCUGCGGAUUAUCUUGUUUCUUUAACGAGUAAAUAUAUUUUGUCAGAGUUGGGUUCACCGGGUAAAAGUGGAAGCUUCUUUUAUUUUUCUCGAGAUUAUCGUUUUAUUAUAAAAACGAUACAUCAUACCGAACAUAAAUUUUUGCGUAAGAUUUUGAAGGAAUAUUACGAGCACAUAAGAAACAACCCAGAUACAUUACUUUCCCGCUUUUAUGGACUUCAUAGAGUGAAAUUACCACGCGGACAAAAAAUUCACUUUGUAAUAAUGAAUAAUAUAUUUCCUCCGCAUCGAGAUAUUCAUGAAACUUAUGAUUUGAAGGGGUCAACAGUGGGACGUGAAUAUAAUGAAGCUGAUGCGGCAAAGAAUCCGCGCGCCGUUCUUAAAGAUUUGAAUUGGAUUAAACGAGGGCGACAUCUGGAACUUGGCCCCGAGAAACGUAAACUUUUCGUCGAACAGCUUGAGAAAGACGUCGCAUUGCUUCAACGUCUGAAUAUUAUGGAUUAUAGCCUUUUAGUAGGUUUGCAUGAUACCUCUCGUGGUAAUAAAGACAAAGUUCGAGAAGAUUUCUUUGUAUUUCAGCCAAAUACCACGAAAAUUGAGCGUAUUCCAUCAAGUCAUAAGCGGGAAAGUAAAGCUUCAAAAUUACGUAAGGCUGUAGGAGAAACUGAGCCAUCGAAGCUAGGUCCUUCAACUACUAAGCUUGUGCUAAAUCCUCAUAAUGAACGCCGUAAGUGUAGAUUUUACAUGGACGAUGGUGGUUUUUCUGGAACAGAUGAACAUGACAAUCCCACCAAUUAUAUUUAUUACUUGGGAGUUAUCGAUAUUUUGACACCAUAUAAUACGGUUAAGAAAGUUGAACAUGCAUGGAAAUCAUUAAAAGACGACAAGCUGUACAUAUCUGCUGUACAUCCACAAUGGUACGGAAAACGCUUUUUUGACUUUAUGUUUAAGACCAUAAAGUAUAAUGAUGGUUCAACAGAACAAACCAAACCAGAAAAUACUGAAGUUUAA
Molecule: messenger RNA, 1269 nt
Organism: Rhizophagus irregularis DAOM 181602=DAOM 197198
Lineage: Eukaryota; Fungi; Glomeromycota; Glomeromycetes; Glomerales; Glomeraceae
Product: 1-phosphatidylinositol-4-phosphate 5-kinase Its3
Biological process (GO): phosphatidylinositol phosphate biosynthetic process
Cellular component (GO): plasma membrane
Molecular function (GO): 1-phosphatidylinositol-4-phosphate 5-kinase activity
Source: RefSeq, a predicted model, not a curated record